This is a messenger RNA of Musa acuminata AAA Group (dessert banana), 1755 nucleotides long. RefSeq names its product transcription factor bHLH49-like. The record is from RefSeq and is a predicted model, not a curated record. Lineage: Eukaryota; Viridiplantae; Streptophyta; Magnoliopsida; Zingiberales; Musaceae. Gene Ontology annotation, cellular component: nucleus. Gene Ontology annotation, biological process: regulation of DNA-templated transcription. The coding region runs from base 500 to 1621 and encodes 373 amino acids. The transcript has 7 exons. Gene Ontology annotation, molecular function: protein dimerization activity; DNA-binding transcription factor activity.
CUGAGCUUAGCUGUGCUCUGGAUUUGGUUCCCACUCAUAUCUGCCUCCUCUUCUUGCGUGAUGUUAUGUCAAGUGUCUUGGAACCACUAUCCACACAUACCACCUUGUCCUCUUCUCGCUUGUCCCUCUGGUUCUGCUACAUAAGAGAAGCUCCUUCGUUCCUGUUUAGCUUGUCAUUCUCUUUUGACCCAUUACACACUCGCUGUCUCUGUCUCUGUCUCUGUCUGUCUCUCUCCCAUCUCAUGCAUCCAUGCCAUCCGUGUCACCUCCCUGCCAGUGUUUGCAGCUGAGGCCGCAUCUCUCGAACGCCAUCAAGACUAGAUUUUGAACGAGGAGAUCCAAUCUCGCCCUACUUUGUUUGCUUUCCGACUCUCAUCCGCUGGAUGAUUAGGAUAAAAGAGAUGAGUGAGAAAGGGUCGACUCCAUCCCGUGAGGACGACUGCUGAUCGCCUGAACCACCCUUCCCAGCAUCCAAAUAUUUCCCUGUCCUUCGGUGCCCAUGCUCGAUUCCUUCGUUCCUAUGGCUUCCGAUGAGAACCUCACCACGAGCUUCGUCAACCGCAUUCCGAUUGGAAAACCAGUGGUCAUGUCCGCCAGGGGGCUGUUCUUCCCCGCUGAUUCCGCCUUCGUCGAACGGGCUGCCAUGUUUUCGCACGCCGGUGGCCACUUCAGCGGCAUCAUCAACUCCUUCGCUUCGUCUCAACCGGUGGUGGCUCCUUCUUGCGCUGACAUCUCCAGGGAUGUCAUAGGAUCUCAGCUUCAGAAGAUCACGCUGACCGUAUCCGAAGCCAAAGAUGCAUCGCUCCCGCUCCCUCUGGACCAUGAAUCGACAAGUGGGAGUCCAAUCAAGAACCAGAGGAACAAAGCAAGCGCCCAUCUCACCGGAGGUAGCCAAGAAACACGCACCGGUUCAGCAGGUGCACCAGGGGAGUCGUGUCCGAGUGAUCUCGGCGCAAAGAAGAGAAAACCCAUCGAUCCGGACAAGGAAAGGGGUGAGCGAGCACGAAGAUGGCCACGAUCAUCGUCGAGGAACGCAGCAGAGGGCACCGAAGCCAAACAAAAACAAGAGCCGAAACACGUCGACGAUGGCUCGGAGAUGCCCAAGGAGGAUUACGUUCACGUCAGAGCUCGGCGUGGACAAGCAACCAACAGCCACAGCAUCGCAGAAAGAUUGCGAAGAGAAAGGAUAAGCGAAAGGAUGAAGUAUCUGCAAAACCUCGUUCCCGGCUGCAGCAAAGUCACAGGGAAAGCAGUGAUGCUGGAUGAGAUCAUAAACUAUGUUCAGUCACUUCAACAGCAAGUUGAGUUCCUCUCGAUGAAGCUUGCGGCUGUCAAUGCUCAACACAACUACGGCAUGGAAGAGCUUGUUGCAAAAGAGAUGCAUUCCUGCGAUGGCACUUUGUCAGCAGCUGGAUUGCCACAGGAGAUGAUGAUGAUGAUGAUACAUCCUCAGCUACACCCAUCAUCUCAACAGUAUGUUGUUCCGGGUGGGAUCUGUAGCAUGAUGCAGGGUUCCUGGGAGGAAGAACUCAGCGCUGCCAUGAAGCUGACGAGCGGUACUUGUCCUCCCAUCAAUGCUCAAGAUAAUGGUGGGAAGCCUUGUGAUGAUUUCACCAUGUAGGCAGGACUGCAUGCAAACGAAUGCCUUUGCCCAAUUUUUGAGCUGACAUCCGACACUCGCUCAUGUUUGGUUUCAAGCUUCCUCCUAAUGCUGGUAAAAGCUAUUGUUACUGUGUGUUCGUGUGACUUUGAAGA